GUCAUAAGAUAAGAUUGGGGUCCGGUACUGAUCUCGAAUAAUCAUUCACGCUAUAAUUUGAUCUUUGAUCGGUCACAAUGUUGUAGUGUUUUUAGUUUAUUGUGCCUCGAAGAGACAAAAUCUAACCAUGGCUCAUGUGGUGCAACUAGCGGAAGGAAAAAUUUCUGGAGGCACUAGGACAGAUCUCAAUGGGGAUAAGUUUCAUUCGUUUUUAUGUAUCCCAUACGGAAAAGCUCCAGUAGGCGACCUACGGUUUAAGGCGCCAUUACCUGUUGAUCCAUGGGAAGGGGUAAAACAAGUUAUCACAGAAGACAAAACGCCAUUCCAGAAGAACAUUGUUCUGAAGGAAUAUACUGGAGAAGAAGAUUGCUUGUCUCUUCAUGUAUUUACAAAGAAACUUCCCCAUGAAGAAUCCAAACUGAAACCUGUGAUGGUGUACAUUCAUGGAGGAGGUUUUAUAAUGGGAUCUCACGAAACUACGAUGUAUGGUCCAGAAUACCUUAUGACUGAAGACAUAGUUCUCGUAAGCAUCACUUACCGAGUUGGUCUACUGGGUUUUCUUAGUAUAGAAGACGAAUCACUGGACGUUCCUGGAAAUGCAGGUCUAAAAGAUCAAGUACUGGCUUUAAAGUGGGUCCAGCGAAACAUAAGAAAUUUCAAUGGAGAUCCCAAUAACAUUACCAUAUUUGGAGAAAGUGCGGGAGGGGCAUCUGUUGAAUUUUUGCUGUUAUCUCCUUCAGCCAAAGGUUUAUUUCAUAAAGCCAUACUUCAGAGCGGGUCGACUUUAAAUCCAUGGACUCUUAAAAACUCCCCAGCAACUGAGUUUGCUGAGUUUACCAAACUACAUAACUUGCCUGAUAUUGACAUUUUGAAAAGCUUGAGGCGUAUGACUGUUAGGGAGCUGUACGAUCAACAAAAUCAAUAUAUUAAGUCUAAGAAGCUAUUUGUAGAUUUCGGUCUAAUAACCCCAGUGAUAGAAAAACCCAACCCAACAGCAUUUUUGACAGAGAAACCUAUCGACAUCAUCCAGUCAGGGAAAUACAACAAUGUGCCAGUGAUAAUGGGUUACACCGACAGUGAAGGUCUUCUUCUAGACUUCUUGUCGGCACUUGGAAUGAACGGGGCAAAAGAGGGAGAAGAUAUACCUAUUGAGCAGAUACUACCAUACGAGACAAAUUUAACAGAUGCACAACAAGUCAAACGAUUAGUUGAAAAGUUAAGAAAUUUUUAUCGUCCAGAAGCUGAUCCGGUUGGACGAAUUAAUUUAUCUACGGAUGCCUUGUUUGCGGCUGGAAUAAUCACUUCUGCAAAAAAUCAAGCGAAAGUGUCAAAGAACCCUGUAUAUUUUUAUAGAUUUUCAUUGGACGCAGGCCUUAACAUGCUGAAGAAAAUGGUGAAUGAUACACGUCCAGGAGCUUGUCACGGGGAUGAACUGGGAUACCUAUUUAAAAACCUUUUGACAACAGACAUUGGAGAUGAAGAUAAAACUUAUAUACAUCGAAUGGUAACACUAUGGACAAACUUUGCCAAAUAUGGAAAUCCAACACCACCAGGAAAUAAUCUAAACAUUGAAUGGAAGCCGAUACAGAAUGGUCAGUUGAAUUUCUUAGAUAUUGGAAAACAACUAAAGAUGGAUGUGAAUCCAGACGCUGACAGGAUGAAAAUUUGGAAUGAGCUUUACCAGUGUAAUCCACUGACAGCUAAAUAUUAAAUUUGUUUGCAACAACUCUCAGAAAUACAUGUUAUUAUAUUUUUAUAUUAUAAAAAAUAUUUAUAUCAUAUUUUAAGACUAUACGAAUAAAACUGAUUACUUUAUUUUA
This is a messenger RNA of Diabrotica virgifera virgifera (western corn rootworm), 1820 nucleotides long. Its product is annotated as juvenile hormone esterase. The coding region runs from base 128 to 1711 and encodes 527 amino acids. Gene Ontology annotation, molecular function: hydrolase activity. Lineage: Eukaryota; Metazoa; Arthropoda; Insecta; Coleoptera; Chrysomelidae. The transcript is spliced from 7 exons. The record is from RefSeq and is a predicted model, not a curated record.